Molecule: messenger RNA, 1410 nt
Organism: Colius striatus (speckled mousebird)
Lineage: Eukaryota; Metazoa; Chordata; Aves; Coliiformes; Coliidae
Exons: 2
Coding region: 1-1167 (388 amino acids)
Biological process (GO): virion assembly
Source: RefSeq, a predicted model, not a curated record
AUGUCUAUUUUCUCCUCAAUAGGAGGCCAUCCUGACCAAGAACCAUAUAUCACAGUAUGGGAAGACUUGGUGAUGUAUCCGCCGGACUGGGUCCGACCAUUUCUUCCAAAUGAUAAAAUAAGAGUCCUAGCCCCAUCCUACUCAUACUUUAGCCGGGGCGUACCUGUGACAACCAGAACUCUGGCUCUCACAGGAGUAGAAGAAGGGGUGACCAAUAAUGGAGGAGAUUAUAAAAAAUUGAAAGAACCAAGCCCUAAGACCAAGGUAUAUCCAGAGGUCGAGGGACCCCCUGAAUGGACUCCACCUGUAUCCACAUCUAUACCCACCGCCCCCCCAACUGGACCCCAGUCCCCAGACGAGGGAGUACCUGUGCCGUAUAACCCGGGGGGUUGGGAAGAAGGACCCUAUACCGGUACCAGGAGUAAACGGGGGAUAACACCUGAGGGACCAGACUCCACUGUAGCCUUACCACUCCGGGCGGUGGGGCCAGCCCCCACAGAGCCAGAUGAGUUACAACCGUUACAGUACUGGCCCUUUUCGUCCUCCGAUUUGUACAACUGGAAAGCAAAUAACCCUUCUUUUUCUGAGAACUCUGCUGCCCUCAUAGGACUAGUCGAAUCCCUGAUGUACUCCCAUCAGCCCACAUGGGACGACUGUCAGCAGUUACUUCAAACACUUUUCACCACAGAGGAGCGAGAACGAAUCUUCUCGGAGGCACGGAAAACCCUACAGGAAGGCCAACCAGGCCAACCCCCUCGAACAGGAAUGGAAGUGGAAGCGUUGUUCCCAGCAGCGCGACCGCAAUGGGACUAUAAUACAGCAGCAGCACGCCUAAAAGCGUUGGAAGUAGUUAGAAAAGAAGUUUGGGAACAGUUGAAGAACCUCUACGACCCAGGCGAGGUGUCGAUGCCCCAUUCGUUCCAGGUCGGAGACAAAGUUCUGAUUAGACGACACCGAUCAGAGACGCUCGAACCUCGGUGGAAGGGACCGUAUGUGGUAUUGUUAACAACUCCCACCGCUGUAAAAGUCGAUGGGAUUACUGCGUGGGUACAUUCAGCGCAUGUAAAAAGGGCACCUAGAGAUAUACAAAAGGAUGAUUGGGUGGUGGAAAAGACUGAUAAUCCUCUUAAGCUUCGUGUGUUUCGGAAACCAAACCGAAACACCUAGGGAAAAUCUGUUGGUGGGACUAAUCCGAGAUUUCGGGAAGGCCCAAAAUGCGACCAGUAUCACUGCUUGUUUACCAUUACCACAAGCAGCUGGGGAGCCUAUUCCGUGGGGUAUAAUCCCGGCGGGACCACUACCAAAAUAUAAAAAUAAUGUAUCCCAAUUUUGUAAGAGUGUGCCCCGAACUAGGACUGGGGUAGGUCGGCGAUUUAUCAGGACACGAAAAUCACAGUGGAAAAUCAGGAA